AUGUCCAAUGGUCUUCCUUCCCAAGACGAGUUCCGACUUCAUAACGUGCUACGUGCUCUACCUGAAGCACAAAGGGAUCUGGUAAGUGCCGUAUCCCGCGUGGGGCGCCAGUACGUGAAGGAUUUGGACGACCAAUGCAUCGGGGUAUUGGAUAUUGAGCGAGAUGAGGUAUUAGAGAGACUGGACAGAGUGCGGCACACUUAUGAGGUUAUCAAAAGUUCAGACGUAACUGCGCGCAUACAAAAAGUUCACCAGAUAGAGGAAGAUUUGGGUGAAAUAGCGGCCGGGCUUGUGGAUUCCCAGGAGCGUAUCGACCGACUAAUUGACAAGAUCAAAAAGAUCGAAAAGACAUCGCGGCAGAAGGACCGGCUGUUUGACCCAAAAACGUUCCAUGUUGGCCACUACCGAGAAUUAUACAAGUAUGGGAUGCAUAACGAGCAUAAAGAGAUUAAUCCAUUAAAAGAGCAGCAGAUCUUGAAUCUGGAGCAGGAAAUUAUUGAGUUGCAACGAGAACGGUCCAGCAGCAUCAGCGGGAUCCACAAUCCGACCCACUUGCUCGUUCACGAGUCGCCAGUGACCGAGAUAUCUGAAACGACAGCCACUGCUCCGUCGCAGAAGUUCAACGAGGACGUUUCCAAAACGCUGCGUGGCUACUUCAAGUGA
Molecule: messenger RNA, 663 nt
Organism: Ogataea philodendri
Lineage: Eukaryota; Fungi; Ascomycota; Pichiomycetes; Pichiales; Pichiaceae
Exons: 1
Coding region: 1-663 (220 amino acids)
Source: RefSeq, a predicted model, not a curated record